UUGAGCUGUGUGUUCCCAAGUGCCCACGCCUCUGCUUUCCCCUCAACCGCACCGCCGCGCCACCGGCGAGGGAGGGGCGCGCUGCCGCCGGCCGAUGCUGACGCUGGGGGAGGCCUCGCCAUGGGGGCUGGCGGCCGUGGCGCUGCUGUGGCUGGCCGUAUGGACGCUGGAGUGGGCCUGGUGGACGCCGCGGCGGCUGGAGAGGGCGCUCCGGGCGCAGGGCGUCCGGGGCACCCGGUACCGCCUCUUCACCGGCGACGUGCCGGAGAACGUGCGCCUCAACCGGGAGGCCCGGACGAAGCCGCUGCCGCUCGGCUGCCACGACAUCACCCCGCGCGUGCUGCCUAUGUUCAGCAAAGUCGUCGAGGAGCACGGGGAACCAUCAUUCACUUGGUUUGGCCCAACGCCAAGAGUGAUGAUUUCAGACCCUGAGUCAAUAAGAGAGGUUUUGUCUAACAAGUUUGGUCACUAUGGCAAACAACGGACUACCCGUUUAGGAAAGAUGCUAGCCUCCGGAGUUGUAAGCUAUGAAGGCGAGAAAUGGGCAAAGCACCGGAGAAUUCUCAAUCCCGCCUUCCACCAUGAGAAAAUAAAGAGGAUGCUACCAGUUUUUGCUAACUGUUGCAUUGAAAUGGUCGAUAGAUGGGAUAAUUCAAUGUCUCUUGAAGGGGUAUCUGAGUUAGAUGUUUGGCCUGAGUUCCAGAAUCUUACGGGAGAUGUCAUAUCAAAAACAGCAUUCGGUAGCAGCUAUGAUGAAGGAAGGAGGAUUUUUCAGCUGCAAGCAGAGUCUGCCGAACGCUUAAUACAAGCCUUCCGGACUAUUUUUAUACCGGGAUAUUGGUUCUUACCAACUAAAAACAACAGAAGGAUGAGAGAGAUUGAACGGGAGGUCCGCAAACUUCUACGGGGAAUAAUUGGAAAGAGAGAAAGGGCUAUCAAAAAUGGUGAAACCAGUAAUGCUGACUUGCUGGGAUUAUUGGUGGAGUCAAAUAUGAGGGAAUCAAAUGGGAAAGCAGAACUAGGAAUGACUACAGAUGAUAUUAUUGAGGAAUGCAAGCUGUUUUACUUUGCAGGUAUGGAGACAACAUCAGUUUUGCUCACUUGGACGUUAAUUGUACUAAGCAUGCACCCAGAGUGGCAAGAGCGAGCAAGAGAAGAAGUGCUACACCACUUUGGAAGAACCACACCAGACUAUGAUAGCUUGAAUCGUCUGAAGACUGUAACAAUGAUUCUAUAUGAGGUUCUUAGGUUGUAUCCGCCAGUGGUGUUCUUAACCAGACGAACAUACAAGGAAAUGAAUCUCGGUGGCAUCAAAUAUCCUGCUGAAGUGAACCUUAUGUUGCCCAUUUUAUUCAUUCACCACGAUCCCAAUAUUUGGGGGAAAGAUGCAAAUGAAUUCAAUCCAGAGAGGUUUGUUGAUGGCAUCUCCAAUGCAACGAAGUACCAAACCUCCUUCUUUCCGUUUGGAUGGGGUCCUCGAAUCUGCAUAGGCCAAAACUUUGCACUAUUGGAAGCCAAGAUGGCUCUCUGUACGAUCCUUCAGAGGUUCUCCUUUGAGCUUUCACCGUCGUACAUCCACGCGCCAUAUACUGUAAUAACUCUCCACCCACAGCACGGUGCGCAAAUUAAGCUCAAGAAAAUCUGACCAUAAUGCUCACUUGCUCGGACCGGCCACGGGUGGGGGCUUAAAGUCAGUUAAACAUAUUACCUGUUGGUAUAGCUUUGUAUACAGAGAAACAUGGUGAGUGAAAAUUUUCUCUUCUUUUUCUUGUAAACAAAGGUAGAUUCCAUGUUUUGUACUUUGAACUAGAAUAAAGAUGUUACCUGUUGGUAUAGCUUUGUAUGCAGAGAAACGUGGUGAAUGGCACAGUA
Messenger RNA from Oryza brachyantha (malo sina), 1872 nucleotides. RefSeq names its product cytochrome P450 72A14-like. The transcript has 5 exons. Lineage: Eukaryota; Viridiplantae; Streptophyta; Magnoliopsida; Poales; Poaceae. The record is from RefSeq and is a predicted model, not a curated record. The coding region runs from base 95 to 1645 and encodes 516 amino acids. Gene Ontology annotation, molecular function: heme binding; monooxygenase activity; iron ion binding.